CUCACAUGCCGAACUGAUGAAGCUGAGAACACGCCUCAGCCUUAUUUCGAAUUCGACCCGAAAGGUGAGAGGAGUCUAUGUUUAUGUCAAUAGAACUGGUGUUAAUGGGGAGGCUCGCAUGAUGUUUGACGGAUCAUCAACCAUUGUUGCCAACGGGAAGGUCUUGGAGCAAGGGGCGCAAUUAUCUCUAAAGGAUGUGGUGGAAGUGACGACUGCGACUUUUGACAUUGAAGGAGUUCAGAUUUUCCGAUCCAGUAUUAGCAGAAACAUGGGGUUUCUUUUCCUUCUGUUUUCUCGUUGUCUUAUUCAUCCCCGGGACAACAUACUUCAAUGUUUCAAUACUCUGGGGACAAUGUCAAUUUGAUUAAUUGCUGACGCUCCGCAGUACAAAUCGUAGAUCAACCCGAAUAGGAACGACUCGAAUGCGAAGUUCGGCUAUCUCGUCCCGUAGAUGAGCUUUGCCUUUCCAAGCACCUGGAAAUAUCGAAGGAGAUCGAGAUCAGUAGGUGACGCGAGAGAGAAGUAACGCCAUUAAGAAUGGGCUGAUUGUCCUUCUUGUGCGGGAACAAUGUAAAGUAG
This is a messenger RNA of Hyaloscypha bicolor E, 579 nucleotides long. RefSeq lists its product as uncharacterized. Gene Ontology annotation, biological process: NAD+ biosynthetic process. NCBI's taxonomy places the organism in Eukaryota, Fungi, Ascomycota, Leotiomycetes, Helotiales, Hyaloscyphaceae. Bases 17 to 364 code for a protein of 115 amino acids. The record is from RefSeq and is a predicted model, not a curated record. Gene Ontology annotation, cellular component: cytoplasm. Gene Ontology annotation, molecular function: glutaminase activity; NAD+ synthase (glutamine-hydrolyzing) activity. The transcript has a single exon.